This is a messenger RNA of Halichondria panicea, 1897 nucleotides long. Its product is annotated as GDP-Man:Man(3)GlcNAc(2)-PP-Dol alpha-1,2-mannosyltransferase-like. Bases 41 to 1582 code for a protein of 513 amino acids. Gene Ontology annotation, biological process: protein N-linked glycosylation. The record is from RefSeq and is a predicted model, not a curated record. Gene Ontology annotation, cellular component: endoplasmic reticulum membrane. NCBI's taxonomy places the organism in Eukaryota, Metazoa, Porifera, Demospongiae, Suberitida, Halichondriidae. The transcript has a single exon. Gene Ontology annotation, molecular function: GDP-Man:Man(3)GlcNAc(2)-PP-Dol alpha-1,2-mannosyltransferase activity.
AUGACAAGCCACGCCCAUUCAUAGGGCAGAGACAAAAAAAAUGGUUGCCCAAUCCAGAGCCAUGGGAGAGACUGAAAAUGACCGUAAUGCUGCUCCCACGGUGUUCCCAGAGCCAGUUAUACAGACUACACAAGAAGAAGCACCCUCCUAUCAGACAGCAUGGCUCCUGCUCUACUCUCUCAUCAUUGCACUGUCUAUCUUCCUUCUGAUGAUCGUCAUCGUAAAACUGAUCUCUGUGUGGAACACCAGGAAGAACUUCAAGAAAUGGCAAUUCAACUUGUUAUCGCAUCCGCCUGUAGUGGUUGGAUUUUUCCAUCCAUAUUGCAAUGCUGGUGGAGGUGGCGAAAGAGUACUGUGGCAAAGCAUCCGAGCUCUCCAAUCUCGGUACAACUUUAUACGCUGCAUCGUCUACACUGGAGAUCGUGCCAAUAAAGAAUCCAUUUUUAGCAAAGUUAAAAACAGGUUUGGAAUUGAUCUUGCGAGAGGUGCGAUAGAAUUUGUCUACUUAAAACGUCGUGGUUGUGUGGAAGCUGAAAAAUGGCCGCGGUUUACUCUCCUUGGUCAAAGCAUUGGCUCAUUUUUUCUCGGUCUUGAAGGAUUUUUGAACUUUGUACCAGAUGUGUAUAUUGACACAAUGGGAUAUGCAUUCACUCUGCCUCUGUUUCGCUGGAUUGGACGAUGCAAAACAGCCAGCUAUGUUCACUAUCCUGUCAUCAGUCAGGACAUGCUCCAAGUUGUGCAAAAUAGGGAAAAUACUUUCAACAAUGCAAGGUGGAUUAGUCGAAGUCGCUUCCUCACCAAGUGCAAGCUUUAUUACUAUCGAUUGUUUGCUAAAUUUUACGGUUUUGUUGGUCGUCGUAGCAAUGUUGUCAUGGUGAAUUCCACAUGGACCCAUCGACAUAUCUCAAAGCUGUGGGGCUGUGGACGUCUCUUCAUUGUGUACCCGCCCUGUGACACCAGUACCUUCCAACAGCUCCCCAUUGCUCGCUCUGGAAAACACUUCACCAUCAUCUCAAUUGGACAAUUUCGACCCGAGAAAAAACAUGAAGUACAGUUGGAAGUCUUGAAAGAAUUUUUAUCGUAUGUUAGACCUGAAAUUCGUAAAAAUGUCAAACUUGUGCUGGUGGGUGGUUGUCGGAAUUCAGAAGAUGACGCUCGAGUGACGAUUCUUAAGAAUUUGGCUAAAUCGCUACACAUCGACAAGAACGUCAGAUUUGAACUGAAUAUUCCUUUUCAGGAUCUUCAAAAUGAACUUAAAAAUGCGAAGGUUGCUCUCCACACUAUGGAAAAUGAACACUUUGGCAUUGUACUCCCGGAGUGUAUGGCUGCUGGCUGUGUGAUGGUGGCCCACAACUCAGGCGGACCUAAGGACGACAUCGUCGUGGAUUGGCAGGGGAACAAAGUGGGCUACUUGGCAGAUGAUAAGGAAAACAUGGCCUCUUGUCUUGUUGAAGUGCUCAAUUCCUCGGAUAUGGACCGCCGGACGAUGGCGGAAGCAGCACGUGCUUCUGUUGAUGCUAAGUUCUCAGUGAGUGUGUUUGAAGCCUCUUUCCUUAGGGCAACAGAAGAUCUGUUUGGUUAACUAUUUGCCUUGUACUAUUCAUACAUCACUGCAAAUUUUGUUAUUACCCAUGCAUUUGAUUAUUCUAUAAUUAUGUCACAUAAUUGUAUUAUGUGCCAAGAGGAUUUUGUACACAAGUAGUUUUUUUUGUACUAUUUCAUAUGUUCGUUGCUACUAUUAUUAAUUAUUUUUGUCUCCGCUUUUUUGUUUUGUACUUUGGAUACUAAAACGUACGUACCUCACAUUUCAUGCAUGUACACAAUCACUGAUUUUCGUGCACACUCUUUUCUUUAUGCAUAAAUUCUUGCACAAAAAACAUUAUAAUUAUAAAAAUCC